This is a messenger RNA of Tachyglossus aculeatus (Australian echidna), 1146 nucleotides long. RefSeq names its product translation initiation factor IF-2-like. NCBI's taxonomy places the organism in Eukaryota, Metazoa, Chordata, Mammalia, Monotremata, Tachyglossidae. The record is from RefSeq and is a predicted model, not a curated record. The transcript is spliced from 2 exons. The coding region runs from base 1 to 858 and encodes 285 amino acids.
AUGGCGCCCACGACGACGACCCUCGCCACAACCGUCGCCAGGCGGCCCGGGGCGCAUGCGCGCGGGAGCGCGCCCCCCCCGAGCAGGCGGCGGCCCUCACCACAACCGUCUCCAGGUGGGCCGGGGCGCAUGCGCGCGAGAGCGCCCUCCCUCUUCAGCCGGCGGCGGCCCUCGCUACAACCGUUGCCAGGUGGGCCGGGGCGCGUGCGCGCGGGGCGCCCUCCCUCGGCCGGCCGGCCGGCCGUUGACUCUGAGCCGGCGGCGGCCCUCGCCACAACCAUCGCCAGGUGGGCCGGGGCGCAUGCGCGCGAGGCGGCCCUCAGCACAACCGUCGCCAGGUGGGCCGCGGCGCAUGCGCGCGGGAGCGCCCUCCCUCUGAGCCGGCGGCGGCCCUCACUACAACCGUCGCCGGGUGGGCCGGGGCGCAUGCGCGCGGGGCGCCCUCCCUCGGCCGGCCGGCCGGCCGUUGACUCUGAGCCGGCGGCGGCCCUCACUACAACCAUCGCCAGGUGGGCCGGGGCGCAUGCGCGCCCUCCCUCUGAGCCGGCGGUGACCCUCACUACGACCGUCGCCAGGUGGGCCGGGGCGCAUGCGCGCGAGAGCGCCCUUCCUCUGAGCCGGCGGCGGCCCUCACUACAACCGUCGCCAGGUGGGCCGGGGCGCAUGCGCGCGAGGGCGCCCUCCCUCGGCCGGCCGGUCGUUGACUCUGAGCCGGCAGCGGCCCUCACUACAACCGUCGCCAGGUGGGCCGGGGCGCAUGCGCGCGAGAGCGCCCACCCUCUGAGCCGGCGGCGGCCCUCAGUACAACCGCCGCCCGGUGGGCAGGGGCGCAUGCGCGCGAGAGCGCCCAUCCUCUGAGCCGGCGGCGGCCCGCACCACAACCGGCGCAUGCGCGAGAGCGCCCUCCCUCUGAGCCGGCGGCGGCCCUCACAACCGUCGCCAGCUUUCUCCCUACUGUAAACGUGAUUUGGUGAAAUUGGGGUACCUGAGGAAGUAAAACAAGCCAGCCAAUUUGGAUAUCUGCAAAACGACGACUACUUCAGUGACCCCCGAUUUAGAGUGCCCCACAGAAUGUUAUUCUUUCUCCAUUUACUUGGCUGAACUUUUAAUUAAUUUAUCUGAAUAAACUGGGUGUUUUUUUCUGAA